Molecule: messenger RNA, 3283 nt
Organism: Chara braunii
Lineage: Eukaryota; Viridiplantae; Streptophyta; Charophyceae; Charales; Characeae
Source: the annotation of a GenBank genome assembly
UCGCAAAUUGAGACAUGGUUCGAAGGCGGAAGGCGGGGGAUGCUGCCUGCGGGAGGGCGGGAUGCUUCCUGCGCAACGCUGACGCGCGGACUGCUUUUGGUCCCUAUCCCGAAAAAGCAGACCGAACUUCUUUUCUCGAUCUCGAUUUAUGCGCAGGAGCUUAGCGCAGCGGAAGGCGCUUGCUCUUACACAGGAACACGUGGGAUCAAGACAGGCAAGCGCAACACACUUGAAGACAGAGAUAAGAUGGGGGGGGUCAAUUGGAGCUUGCAUCGUUGUUGCAAUAAAGAUCAAACGGUUUUUAUUGCUGUUACAGGAGUCUUUGUGCUGGUUAUUCUGGCACUUACAGGUGGAAAGGUUCAUGGAAUUAAGGUGGACACAAAUGAAGGUGGUGAAACAAUGACUUCAGGAGGCUGGUCAUCUUGCAUUCUCCCUGCAGGAUACCUUGGGUCAUCGUUCUGGGGUAUGGUGCUAGUCAUUAUGUCGACCGGCUAUUGGUCACGGAGAAUUGCAGCCAUUGCUUUAGGUUUUCUUCUCUUGUUGAUUGCCGUCUGGCUGCUGGACCAAUUCACCGUCGUAGAUGGGCUUGAAUACUUUAUUCUAUUUAUGGGUGUUAUGAAUGGGCUCUACUCUGUUUACGACAUUUACGAUGACACGAUUGCCAGAGCAUUACCCAAGAGUGAUGCUGAGAAAUUUGCAAGGGAGUGUCCUUGUCCCUGCAAUGGACGGAUGUGGGGUGUUAUUUGGAUUCUCAUCUCCUUCGGUUUCUUGGGCCUAGCAAUGUACUUCAGCUUGCUGGUCCUUGAUUGAAGCUUGUGCAACUGCGGAUUAGCUGCCGCACCUCCGUAUCUUCAACCAUUGGUUUCCCCCCAGCUGCUAUACGUCGCGAAACGGGACUUCGUGUUGAGGAUGGGACUUCGAGCAGAAUGGGACUUCGUGUCGAGAAUGGGACUCUGAGCACACUGGGACUUCGUGUUGCAAAUGGGACUUCGAGUACACUGGGACUUCGUGUCGAGAAUGGGACUCCGAGCAGAACGGGACUCCAUGCUGUGAAUGGUUCUUCCCAGAUGCUAUAUGUAGCAAGACAAGAAGAGUUAUUGCUCCUGCACAGUGUAUGUCGCCGCUAUGCCUUGGUGUUUUAGGGCUAUGGAUGGUCAGACAUGUUUCAGCCAACACUAGUGUGACAGCGAACCCCUUCUUAAGAGGAGAGGGCAUACGUGACGUUGGGCUAACAUGCAUAAUCGGAUGAGGGCAAAAUUGAAAAUUCCCAAUGUUGCAGAUUGGUUGCCUCACAUUCACGGUCACGUCAGUCGAGUGGGGACAUAUCAGCUUGACCUAGAUCAUGCGCAUGCAGAUGACGAUUGCGCUGGAUUUUGGUGCACAUCGGCUACGGAAGCGUGGAAGGAAUUUCAAGCAGUUGAUUAAAGCAUGAACUAUCAGCUCCAAGCUGUGUGCACGGAACAACAAGCGGUGAGUUACCAGUACAGAUUGUCAGUCUAUGUACGCUGCUAAGCUCAUUGCUCAUGGCCGUCCUCGACCUAAAACCUUGACGAUGGUACGUGGCGUAAUGUUCGUUGCCACAGAACCUCUUGCCGCCGCUUCGUCGUCGGUUUACUUUGGUGAGCACGCAAUGUGGCGCACGCAACCAACCCGUGUAUCGCGUUAUCUGGCCCGCGGGGAACAUCUAGGAGGGGUGCAGUGUUGGCCCGUCUGGGAGUGAGUGUUUUGUGUUCGAGAUGGAGCGCGCGGAUGGAGAGCUGUAUGGCGGGAAACUGUCACAUAGUUUUGACUUUCGAUUGCGGACCUCAACAACAACACCCAGCUGUUCAUGGGGUUUUAAGAUUGUUUUUGGAAAUGAAUGGAGAUGUGGCGGAACGAGCAUACUUCAUAGAGGACACUCUGUAUUUUUCUCCUCUCAUGAUAUGUAAUGCUCAGCACAUUGUGUUGACUUCAUCAGGUGCCUCUUUUUUCCCAAAAUUUUGUGUAUGUUGUCAGUCAGUAGAUAGGGGAAUCAGCGAACCCCUGCAAAGAUAGCCUCGACAGACUGGAUGCGAACUGUGGGCAAUCAGCAAAAACCUGUGAAGUAGCCUUGAGAGACUGGAUUCAAACUCGAGUAUGAAUCCAGAUUCCAGAUGCAAGCAGCCUUGAGAGACUGCGAGUCGGCAAAGGCUAGAGAAGGCACUCGAGGGCAAAUGCCUCAAGGAUGCUGGAGGCACAGCAGGUGUUUUGGGCAUGGGGUAGAGCAGAUUGAGGCAAAACCCUGUGCAGUAGGCUUGAGAGACUGGAUUCGAACUUUGGUUAAAACGCAGACCGGAGUAUGAAUCCAGAUUCCAGACGCCACCAACCUUGAGCGCUGUGAGUCAGCCCAAUAGAGUCAGCAAAUGCCUCAAGGGUGCUGGAGGCAGGGCAGAUGCUUCGGGCGUGGGGUAGAGCAGAUUGACGGCAGCGAAGGCCUGUGCUUGCAGUGAGAAGCUGCCAAGGCAACACAUGGUAGCACAGAGACAUGUGAGGCUCCCGUCACAAUUCCCCCAACACAAUUCACCCUCAUUUUGACCCUAUUGGGCUGGAAACAUACCUUGUAUACGUUCAUUUUCAGGGUGCGUUAUGUUCCGGGGAAGACGAUAGCUGGCAGAAAGGCAGGGCUGUCAAAUCGAUUCACUUCCGCGCUGAGGUUGAUGGCAAAACGUGGGGUACAAGGGUGCCAGUGCAUACUGGAGAUAAGCCCUGCAGGGUUCUAGUGGGGUACAAGGGUGCCAGUGCAUACUGGAGAUAAGCCCUGCAGGGUUCUAGUGGGGUAAAAGGGUGCCAGUGCAUAUAAUGUAGAUAAGCCCUGCAGGGUUCUAGUGGGGUAGAAGGCAGUGAAGGCCCCAUCAAAAUGGCGGCGGUAGGACCAGAACUAGCGGGUAGCGCAAAGUGCAGUGUGAACUUUACAAUUGCUCAGGAAGUGGUGAAUGGUUGAGAUUGAGACUGUUCUUGAAUUGAAUAAUGGAGGACAGCACUGCAAUUGAAUCUCCGCGCUGAGGUUGAUGGCAAAACGUGGUGUAAAAGGGUGCCAGUGCAUAAUGGAGAUAAGCCCUGCAGGGUUCUAGUGGGGUAAAAGGCAGUGAAGGCCCCAUCAAAAUGGCAGCACUGCAAUUGAGACUGUUGUUGAAUUGAAUAACGGAGUGCAGCACUGCAAGGGCCGGGGUUCAUGCUAGACGGAAAGGAGAAGGUGUGACUACAGGAGCAAAUGAGGUUAUCAACUUAUCGUAGAAAACUUUUGUAACAAAAGGCGGCCGAACAA